AUGAGCAACUCAACGAACGAAAUCGUUGCCAUCCAGCAGCCGGCGACGAAACCGGAAAUCAUCACGGUGCACUCCACGGCUCAAAUGACCUCCCCGGACUACAAUACCAAUGACUACGAGACGGGUGACUUUGAUGAAGUGCUGGCUGUUGCAGAGCCGCUGAAGGAGGUGCAGAACCUCUUGCCCACCUCGAAAUCGCAUCGGAACUCACCAAAAAAGUCAAUGCGGACUUUCCUGCAGACCGUGCCGCACCUCUUCACCCUCACGCUCGAGGAGAUAACCAGCCUUGACGUCAUGGUGCGCGAGUACAGCGAGAUGGAUGUCAUUAUUGAGGAAGGGGCGUAUCUGGAGCACAUUUACGUGCUCGCCUCCGGCACGGUGGAGGUGAUGAACUCCAAGAAAGGACUGAAGCGCGCGUUUGGCCACCGGCGCAUCGGCAGCAUGGUAGCACCAAGUGUGUUCGGCAUCGACGACGCCAUCCUCGAGAGCGCUGUUGAGUUUACCUACCACGCCAGCUCCAACGCGACGCUGCUGCUCAUCCCGCGCAAGCAGGUCAUGGACCUGUUCACGCGCUCUCCUAUCUUUGCCAACAACGUCUCCAGUCAGAUCCUGCGUACGCUUCCCUCCUUCUCGGUGUUUGAGGAGUUCUGCCGUACCGUGUUUGGCAUCUCAUCCUCCUCGGCCUCCGACGCUCAAGAAAAGAGGAACGGCUAUCGUUUGUCGCUACCCACCCUCAUCCGCCUGUUCCAGUCCAGCGGCACUCUUCUUCACAAGAACGGCAACACGAACGAGAUUGACUAUGAGGCGUUGCGGUAUUGCACCCACCGCCUGCCUGCGAACAUCAGUAUCACCUACAUCAUCAUCCUCACCCAAGGAAUUCCAGACUACCUGUCCGACGGGUUCCUUGCCGACGCUGCGCACGCGCACGCCGGCGAAGAACCGUUUAUCGCUGCCGUCGACACCGGGAAGCGGCGCCGGUGCGCGUGGACAUUCGGCGGAGGAGGACAGACGCUUGUACUUAUGCGUGACGGCUACACCGACACAAUCGACUUUGUGUCGAACUUGUGCAUUUUCUGCAUUGAGGCCAAGAAGUUGCGAGCACGACUGCAGCAGCUCGUGUCGCCGUCGGCGGCCGAGGUGCUGCGAAACGCCCUCGCGCCGGCCGAGAGCAGCCUCAACGCCCAGGCGCGGAUAAAGGAGGUUUUCGCGUCGCUACCGUUUUCGGAUGACGAGGUACAAGGUUUGCAGAACGUCUGGGGCGAGGAGACGCUGCAGCACCUGUACAAUGUCGUGGUGCAUAGGGAGGAGUAUGUGGUGCAGGUCCAGAAUGCCACUAGCAAGGUGUUUACUGAAGAUCCGUACGUCAACUGGGCCCUCACCAUCCUUCGCCACAUCAAGAGGCGCCUCUGUGUCUCUGAGCUAGAGCCACUGCCGGAGGACAUUAUCAUCGACAUCCUCUUCUCUCCAAAUCAGACGCUGAGGAAUCUUUUCUGCUGCAUGCUGGCGGACACCAAGACACUCAUUGACAGCAUUUCGGAAGAAGCUGGGAUCGGAAAGGGCGAGCGGGCGGAGAGUUGGAAGAACGUGAACGACCGCUACUACUACGUCUUGACAGGUAUGCUGGAACGAGAUAAGACGAUUCGCGACGCGUACCGGUCACAGCUGGAGUCGAAUGGCUUCACGCUUAUGGAGGAUGGGCACGCGUCGGCGCUGAUUGUCGACCUGAUCGACGUCAGCAGUAUAUCGCCGGAUGACACGGACCCAGAGCUGCGUCCAUACAUCGCGCAGGCGUGCAAGAAUAGCCGGGAGAGAAAGCGUCACUUUAUCAUCAACGUGGACAAGACCUUUGGCGCUCAAAUCGAGGCAGUCCUGCGCUGUUUUCUUCUCACCUUCGGCACUCGCGUCCAGAGCGUGAACCUCUGCGGCAAGGCGGCUGGCCUCUGCGGCAACCGCGGCGACGUCGUUCUCCCGAGGAAGCUCAUCUUCUCCAAGCAAACCUUCGGCGAAGACUCCACCGAUGAGAUUCGCCUGUGCAACCGCAAUGGAUUCCACCGAGAGGACAUUACACCACUUCUCGGCAAGUCGUGCUCGGCAGCGGUGCAUCAUGGCACGUGUAUCACCCUCCCUGGCUUCAUGCUUCAUAGCCAGCCGGUGCUUAAGUUCUACAAGACAGUGCACGGCUGCACUGCGAUUGACAUGCAGAGCAGCUACGUCGCACGCCAGUUGGAAGAGUGUCGCCGCACCGGGGUGGUCCGCCAGGCAAUUCCCAGUCGCUACCUUUUCUACUGCGACAACAUGCCCCUUGGCAAUGAGAACGGCUCGCCCAUUAAGCCGCAAAAGAAGGAGAUGACUUCCACCUUCUACGCCACCGCUCGCGCCAUCCUGCGCAAGAUUCUCGAGUCCUGA
Messenger RNA from Leishmania braziliensis MHOM/BR/75/M2904, 2406 nucleotides. RefSeq lists its product as hypothetical. Gene Ontology annotation, molecular function: DNA-binding transcription factor activity. Bases 1 to 2406 code for a protein of 801 amino acids. The transcript has a single exon. Gene Ontology annotation, cellular component: cytosol. Lineage: Eukaryota; Euglenozoa; Kinetoplastea; Trypanosomatida; Trypanosomatidae. The record is from RefSeq and is a predicted model, not a curated record.